This is a messenger RNA of Annulohypoxylon maeteangense, 781 nucleotides long. RefSeq lists its product as uncharacterized. The record is from RefSeq and is a predicted model, not a curated record. Bases 119 to 400 code for a protein of 93 amino acids. The transcript has a single exon. NCBI's taxonomy places the organism in Eukaryota, Fungi, Ascomycota, Sordariomycetes, Xylariales, Hypoxylaceae.
CUUCGAAGGCAGUAGCUGAUAUUCAGACGUCCUUCCCUGUUACCCUCUAAUAUCCGAUUCUUUUCAUCCUCGCCUCUCCAUCUCUCGUCGCCACGUCCUGCAGCCUGCAACAUCCAUCAUGUGCUCAUCUGUUCAGUUCACUUAUCGUUGCGGCUGCAUCGAGAACACCAUCUUCGAGUGUCUAGGCACCGUCGCCGAUCCGUACCCCCUCCAGCACUGUAGUGACCCGGGUACAGCCAUAGCCACGACCUUGGAUGAAGAGUGUCAUGAUUGCUCCAGGGAAACCUCUACACCGGCUCCACCUACCGCCGGUGUUCUACAGGAGCGACCCCUCAACCUACCGACGAAGACCUCACUCAUUCCCGUCACAAACCUACUUGCGGAUAUGCCCGAGUUAUGACUCAAAUUCUAAACGUCUAUGGGCGUAGAUAGAACAUUGUAACAGGGGGCCAUUGGCAUUGUUCACCCUAUGGUAAUAGUAUUGCCUGCGGCUUGUAUGUUAUUUGAACAGUUUAUCUUUUGAUAGGUAACUAAGGCGAAAAUGAAAAAUGGAGGUUAGGGAGGUUUCAUAGCAGAUGGUGUGCUGCACCUGGCUCUCGGAAACUCAUCACAGAUAAACUGGGUUAUGGGUAGGUAGAUUAGGUAAUGAUAGACAUGACUCGAUAUGAUACUAUUUGUCCACAUGUACGGCAAUCCUGACUUGCCUGAUGCAGUUCAUCCCUCAACCUCCAAAGUCCAUCUUUAGCGCAAUGCUCGGCUGCCCUGGGUUAUCGGAACCCUU